Plutella xylostella (diamondback moth) is the source of this 701-nucleotide messenger RNA. RefSeq names its product zinc finger HIT domain-containing protein 3. The record is from RefSeq and is a predicted model, not a curated record. NCBI's taxonomy places the organism in Eukaryota, Metazoa, Arthropoda, Insecta, Lepidoptera, Plutellidae. Gene Ontology annotation, molecular function: protein binding.
AACUUUGACGUUGAGACAUUUGACAUGUUUAAGUUUACAAACGAAAUGUGGGAUUGUUUGUUUAAAUUAUAACAUUAAAGCCAAAUCGCGCUACUAAAAUAAUUAAUAGUUAUUACCUAUCAGUCACUACAUUACUCUCAAACGAAAAAAAAUACCCAUACAAGGUUGUCUGCCUAAAAAAACCAUUCCUAACCUCAAAAAGUUAACAUGAAUAAUAAUUGUACUGUAUGUGAUUUAGCAGCAAAGUAUAAAUGCCCUACUUGCCGGAUACCGUAUUGCUCAGUACAAUGCUGUAAGAAACAUAAAGAAACUCCGUGCCAACCUCCCCCACUUACGGAAACUGCACCACCAGAAGACACUCGGGAACAAACCUACGAGUACCCCACUGAAGACACUGUUCCCAUUGAGAAGUUGAAAUUGUUAGAAAAUUCUGCUGAUUUGAAGAAAUGUUUAUCCAACCCACAUGUUCGAACCUUGCUAGAAAAGCUAGAUAAGUCCCCAUACCCUGAUGAACUCAUACAAGAAUACAUGCAGGAACCCAUAUUUACAGAAUUUGUAGAUGAAUGCCUUAAAAUUGUUCAACCCAAAGAAGAUGAAACAUGACACUAUAAAGUUUCUGAAAUAUAUUUAUAUCUAAAACCCUAGUGGCCCUGUGUGGAGAAAGAUGGUGUAUUCAAAUAAAAAACUUUAAAUUAAAUAAA